Pistacia vera is the source of this 387-nucleotide messenger RNA. RefSeq lists its product as uncharacterized. The record is from RefSeq and is a predicted model, not a curated record. The coding region runs from base 1 to 387 and encodes 128 amino acids. The transcript has a single exon. NCBI's taxonomy places the organism in Eukaryota, Viridiplantae, Streptophyta, Magnoliopsida, Sapindales, Anacardiaceae.
AUGUUGAAUAUGGAUUCACAAGCUGCCGGAGAAGAAAGAUUGCUUCAACUAAAUGAAUUAGACGAGUUUCGCCAUCAAGUGUACGAAAAUGCAAAGAUUUAUAAGGAGAAAACCAAAAUGUGGCAUGACAGGCAUAUAAUGAAGAAGAAAUUUGAAGUGGGUCAGAAAGAUUUGCUCUGCAACUCAAGACUUAGGCUUUUUCUCAGAAAACCUAAGUCAAGAUGGUUCGAAUCCUUCAUAGUUACUAAGGUUUACCCAUAUGGAGCAAUUGACAUUUCUCAUGAACAAAAAGGCACUUUUAAGGUCAAUAGGCAGAGGCUGAAGCCAUACAUUAAUGGAGCUUUGAGUUGCAAGACGUUGCCCAUCAGACUUGACAUUCUGGAAUGA